AUGGACGUGGGCGCCGAUGAGUUCGAGCAGAGCCUUCCUCUGUUGCAGGAGCUCGUCCUGGGCGCGGACUUCGUGGGUCUAGACAUAGAGUUCACUGGCCUUCGUUCUAACCUGUCCGGGCCCCAGCAGAUCAGUCUGUUUGACUUGCCAUCAGAGUGGUAUCUAAAGACCCGUCAGAGUGUUCAGCAGUUCACCAUCUGUCAGAUUGGAUUGUCUAUGUUUUCCAGUGUUGAAGGCGAGUCAAACAAGUAUGUAGCCCAUUCGUGUAACUUCUUUCUCUUCCCUACAACGUUUGGGAUUUUGGAUUCAGAGUUCUCUUUCCAGGCUUCUAGUGUUCAGUUUUUGAAUCAGUAUGGCUUCGAUUAUAACAAGUUUCUCAAAAAUGGAAUCCCAUAUAUGAACGAAGAACAGGAGAAGAAAAUUAAACACAGCAUCCUGACUGGGAACUGGAGAGUUCGCAGUUCUCUGGAUAAAGACCAGAUCAAGGUGGUGAUUGACAAGGUGACACGCUGGCUGGACCUGGCAGAGGAAGGCGACUGGAUGACCCUCCCUGGUAUCACCGGCUUCCAGGCCUUCGAGGUCCAGCUUGUGCUGAGGAAGGCCCUCCCUGACAUCUGGACGGUGAUGAGAGACCAGGGGGUGACAGUGAAGAAAGUGAGUAAACAGCAUCGCUGGUAUCUUGAGAACACCUCUUGCGAUCGAGAGAGCUGUUGGAAGGAGAAGAUUCUUCUCUCUGCGAGGGGUUUUUCUGUGUUUUUCCAGAUGCUGGUGAAAGCCCAGAAGCCCUUAGUGGGACAUAAUAUGAUGAUGGAUCUGCUGCAUCUCCAUGAGAAGUUCUUCAGACCUCUCCCAGAAAGCUAUGAUGAAUUUAAGCUGAAUAUCCACAGCCUAUUUCCUGUUCUUAUUGACACCAAAAAUGUGACAAAGGAUAUCUGGAAGGAAGUGAAUUUCCCAAGGGUUUCAAAUCUUUCAGAAGUUUAUGAAGUCCUAAACAG
This is a messenger RNA of Physeter macrocephalus (sperm whale), 995 nucleotides long. RefSeq names its product poly(A)-specific ribonuclease PNLDC1. The record is from RefSeq and is a predicted model, not a curated record. The annotation marks the transcript as partial. Gene Ontology annotation, molecular function: poly(A)-specific ribonuclease activity; RNA binding. Gene Ontology annotation, biological process: nuclear-transcribed mRNA poly(A) tail shortening. Gene Ontology annotation, cellular component: cytoplasm; endoplasmic reticulum. Lineage: Eukaryota; Metazoa; Chordata; Mammalia; Artiodactyla; Physeteridae. The transcript has 12 exons.